AAAUGAGUAUUUAAUUUAGGUCAGAUCUAUUUGCACCAGUCUCUUAUAGCAAUAUUAACUUAUUAAUGGCUGAUGUGAUUUGUAAACAGUACCUUUCUACACUGGAGUUUUUUGUUAUUUUUUGACAGAUGGAAUGUGGUAUUAGAAUAUCUGAAAAAUUUUCCAGUUAACAACUUUAUUAUUAUAAAAUUUUAACGUAUACACUAUAUGAAAACCAGUUAUUACAUCCUCAGGCUGUAGUCAACUCCUCCUCCCAAUUUCUAGUAUAAACUUCUCUGUAAUUGGAACGUAAUGAUCAUCCAUGCUAAAUAUAAAGAAAAAGAAGCAUGUGAACUUGAAACUGGUUUUUUUAUCUUCCACUUCUGUGCCUUAUCUAUUUGAUAUUUUUGUAAAGAUAUAUUUUUUGCAAAGCAAAUAUUCUGUUUAAAAAAUUUAUUACAAUGGCAAUACCAGAGAUAGAUCUGACCAAUUUAGACGAAAAAGAAGUUAGAACGAUUUCUAGAGUUUUACAAAGAGACAGAACUUUAAGGAUUAUUGAAGAGAAUAGAUUAUUGCCUCUAAAAAUGGAACUCCAGUCGCUCCGCAGGCGCGGCGCGCUACGCCAGGGACUCGACACUAGCAGGUGUUGCGCCCGCUGCACAAGUGAACUAGGCCGUCUGAUCAACCGCGGUGCACUGUGUGCCGUCUGUCGCAAGAAGGUCUGUAAGGCAUGCAGGCAGUAUGGCGACGUCGACAAGCAGUGGGUGUGCGUUGUCUGUCGAAAACAAAUGGAAUUUAAAGCUGCUUCGGGAGAAUGGAUGCAAGAAUUCUGUCGUCGAUCGAGUAAAAGAAGAGUGCGACGCGCUCCCGCCGGUGACUUGUUACUCAGGGCAAUCCUCGAAGCACGUCAAAAAGGUUCUAUAAAUAGAGAUCGCCAUCGAGUUAGAAACGCAGUCAACUUAAAAUCGGCUGAUCUCGAAGAAGCAAAAGUUGGAGAACCCGUUCGGGAUCAGGAGGCAGACGGAAAGAAACAAUCGGAAUUGCCUUUCACCAUCGACAUCCGCAAACAAUUCAAGAAAUUGGAACUACUGCCGUUAGACGGCAGAUUGUUUGGUAAUUUGAAGCGAUCCGAAUCGCAGCCGGCCCUAGAUGAAAAGACUCGAUUCCUGCCGGUAAACGAGAUUACGAGCCACUGGAAGGGUGCGGAUAGCAACCUGGUUCAGGAAAUCAGACGUCGCUUCGGGCAUAACGAACCGGAAUCGGAGCCGGUGGAGCUGAUUCCCGAGUCCGCGCGUUUAAAGAAAAUCAGUAGGUCGGUCGAGACGUUAGCGGAAAUCAGCAGGAAUUAUCAUUCGGAAGAGAUGGAGAAGACGAACCUUAUCAGGAAACUAUCGAAACCAGAAAGCGGUAGCUCGUCCAGUUCAGUGUCGCCCGACGGCGCUCGCAAAGCGUCGCGUCGACGCAAUAGUCCGCACGCCAGAUCUUGCUCGGCCAGUAGCGAGGUCGAGGAAAGAUGGUGCGGAUCUCCCACUGCCUCUUCGACCACUAAACGCAGUCCCACGCUUAAAGAGAAAUCGGGAGGAGAUACGGAUUCAGCUUAUUCGACGUCACCCAGGGCGACUCAUCUGAAACCCGUUGACGUACGACCCGCCAGCGGUUCCACCUCGAGUAUCAGCGAAUCGGAAGUGGAGAAAUCGACCGGGGUCAUAUUCAGAAAGGUCACUCUAAAGAAGAGAAAGUCGAACGAAGAAGAGAGGGAAAGGGCGCACAGCGCACUAGAUAGUCCCUAUUAUACAGGCUGUGCCAUUAACCAUUCUACCCCCAUUAACGAACGAAUCCCUCUAACUAUCCCAUUCCCCGGUGAAGGUUAUGUCUUUUUAACAUUCUCCCAUACUGACACACAGCUUGAGGGGACAGAAGACUUGGAAAGAUACAGAUUGAAUCUGGAUUACUACAGAAUUGUUUACAUCGAAGACGAAGACGAAGAAACCGAGAGCCCGAAAACGCUGCGUGUGACGUCACGAUUCCAAAUGUACGGCAGCACGCUGUGUAUCGAAGAUAGCGAUUGGGAGUUGUGUAGUGACUGCGACAACGAGUUUUCUCAUUACGAGAAGCGGAAUUGUCAAAUUACAGCUAUAAAUCUCUCCAAGAACCACUUAGAAGCAAGUCUAUUGUUUAAUGGCGCCGCCGCCAACCGGUUUCACUCUCGUAUCGAGUCUUACUCGUCGAAGGAAAACGGAAGUAAUAGCGCUCUUUCACUUACAAAUGCGCGGGAAAUGAAAGGUAUCGAAUUAAUCAGACCAGAUCAGGAAAUAAGAGUAGCUGCGAGCGAAGGGAGUAGUCCGUCGAACGUCCUAAAUUCGGAUGAGAAUAGGGCUAUUAUAGAACAAAGUCGGCAGCUAUUGGCCGGAAAUCUUAACCAAACGACCUGUAACGUGGGAUCUAUAUUGCCAUCUGACGAAGCUAACGUAAAUAAUGACGAAGAGAUGACAAAGAAUGAGGAGGCACUGCCCUUUGUUGUUAGUCACGGAUUGGACCAAGCCAAUAGCGUGUCCGUGGCGUGUAGAGGGGAAAACGACGUUGUGAUGUGUGAACAGAGCCCAGUGGAGAGCAGUACACGUGAGGUCGACAGACUUAACUCUGGGGAAGCCUGUUAUGAACUACAAAAACGAUUGAAUGCCACAUGGGAAACUGCAGCUGUUAUGGAAGUUGUUAAACAUUCUAGGAAGACUUGUGGGUCAUGGGAAGAUUCAAAACAAGAUCUAGAAAUACAGUCUGGUGGAGAGGAGUUGGAUAAGCCUGAGUCAGACACUGAUUCUCAGGACACUGUUAUAGAGAGUGAAUCUUAUGGCCGUAUGAGGAGUCUAGCUCUCAGAGAAAAAAUUCUUCAGGCUAAUGAGGAAUUGAUGAAAAUGGAUAAUUAUCAAGAUGAAGAUUCUAAAUUUAAAAUGGAAGAUGUUACAGAAGAAACCUGGUCAUUUCCUUUGGGGUGUGAAUCUACUUCCCGUGAAAAGGAAAACGUAAACGACGGUGUAAUGAACUCUAUGCAUGAGUUGAUUAGUUGUGUAAAGGCAGAAAACUGUGAAAAAAGUUGGCAUUUUAGCAAUGAUGAUUUUCGAAUUGUAGAAGCAGACAAUUUAGAAGUGGAUCGUUUUAAUGAUGAGUUUUGUGGAGUUUCUGACUCAUUAGCAAGUGAACCAAAGUUGCCAUAUGAAAACAAAGAACAGGUUAUUAUUUCAACAACUAUCACUGAAGUAGAACAGUCAUUAGAUCAGCAUGCUGUUGAAAGUUUACAAGGAAAUAAUGAACAAGAAAUAAAUGCUGCAUUUUGUACAAAAUCAAGUGAGAGUAACAGUGAAGAAGAUGUGUUUCUCACAGAUUCAUCUUCAGAUGAAUUUACAUAUAGUUCCUAUGCAUACAGUAAUUAUGAUUGUCAUCCACUGCCACAUAUUUUACACACAAUUACAGAGGAGAGCUGUGAAGAAAGUGAGAAAUGUUCUCCACACAUUGUAACUACUAGUAAUUUAAAGAGAUUAAAAGAUGAUAAUUUAGAAGAUCCAAAAUUAUUGUUAACAGCAAGGAAAGGUGAACAGGAUUUAGAUGGAAUUGAUACCAAUUCAGAAACCUCUGAAUCAACUUAUAAUGAAAAUAACAAUAAUAAUAAUAAUAAUAAUAGGAGUAGAGAAAAUCUUAAAACUAUGGCAAUUUCUAGACUAGAAAAAUAUUUUUCUUCAGGAUUAUCAGAAGCUGGCCAUUUCUGCUAUCCUGAUGAUUCAGAAUUAACUGACGAGAGUGGAGGUGUCAGUAGUGAUGAUGAAACUUCUAUAAAUAAAAGGACACGCACAGAUUCAGUUAGUUCAAUAGGAACAGAAUUGUCUGAAGGUGAAUUCUGUAAUCAAAAUUUACUUCAAAACCCUACAGAAAUGCCCUAUAAAGAGACAUUAUCAGAUAAUGAAGUGACAGAAAAAAAUAAAUUGGAUAAAGCUCUAAAUAAUCCUCCAAAUAAGUUAACGUGUUUGCCAGAACAGAAGAAAUUAAUUAUCGAGAAAGAAACAAAUCAGAUUAACAAGACAGAAUUACCAGUUAAUUUUUUAAGUACAGGUAAUCAUUUUAAUUAUGAAAAAGAAGAAAUUUUAAAUGAUGUUCAAACUUUAUUUAAAGAACUGUUUGAAAAUGAAACUAAUCAAGUAACUAAUUCAUUGAUAACAGAUUAUAAAUAUCAAAAGAAUGUUAAUAGAAAUUUAAGUUCUAGUAUGCUUAAUAAAUCUUAUGAAACUAACUUAGAUGAUGAAAAAUAUAAAUCAGAUGUUAUGAACAGAUCUAAUAAUUGUGUAGCAAAAUUUAAUUCUACAAAAUUAAUUGGAAAUUUAUCUGAAAAUGAUUCUUUAAACUGUAAUAACAAUGGUUUAGAUAACUGGAAAUUGUUAGAAUUACAAAUUGCAAAGUUAAUGCAGACAGUAUCUCCUCUAUCCUUAUCAGCUGAAGAACCAAGUAGUAGUAGCUGUAGUAGCACUAUUGGAAGUAAUAACAGUGAUUAUGGUAGUGAUACAUUAGAAUCAGAAGAAGAAUUAACAGAUGCAGAAAAUAACCUCUCUGGCUACAAAAAUUCAUUGCUGCAUUCUGAAUUUGAUUCAAAUAAAACAGCACUUCAAAAUAAUUUAAUGGGUUUGACGGAAUUUAAUAAUGAGUCUACAAUCUCAGAAGAAACUCUGUACAUAUGUAAACAACUGAUGGCAUCCUUGAAGAAAAUAACUUCAGAAUCAAUAUUUGAUUCUAGUGGAAAUAGCCAAACUCAAGAAAGUGAUAUGAUUCAUGCUAGACAAUACAUUAAAAAUCAAAUAAUAGCUCUUAUGCAUACUGUUAGCGUUAGUCGAAAUAAUUCUCCUUUAAGAGAAAGGCGAGAGCGUCAACUUUUGAAAAAUGUUGAGAUGUUGAACAAUCCUAGCGACACUCAAGAUAGUUCUGAUGUAGAAUGUUCUAAACCUGUAGAAAGAAAGAGUUCCAUCAAGAGCAAAACACCUUCUGAAUCUGGAUCAGAAACAACAGUAUCAGCUAGUAUCAGCAUUCCUAGUUUUGAUGAUUCAGACAAUACUCCUACUGAAUCAGAAAUUUCUCAUGAAAUGGAUGAACUGUUUGCCCUUUUAGAAAGUUCAAAUGGUAACUUACCUGAAUCACUUGUUAUGAAAUCUCACAUAAACUCAGAAAUUUCUACAAUAGAAGAAGAUAUAUCAUUUAGCAGCAGUGAUACUUUGGUAAAUUCUAGGAAUAAGUCAAUGGCUUUAACAGAACAAUUGAUUUUAGAAAGGGAUCAUACAAAUAGUGAGAAGUGCAAUAAUUUUUUAUUAUAUCUGGAUAGUAAUUAUGAUCCAAAUGAAUACUCAAAAAAUCAAGUUCCUAUAUGGAGGGAUAACAUGUGCAAUAGUCUUAAAUCACAAGAGAAUAAGCAUCAAAAUAUUGAAGUUACCUUUAUUAGUUCUGCAAAUGCAAAUAGUGAUACUUCUGAACAAGAUAAUAAGUUUGAUUAUUUAUCAAAAACUGAAGAAACAAAUAAAAUAAGAUCUUCCAAUAUGGAUUCUUGUUCAAAUAUUUUCACUGCCAAUAUAUCUAGACAAUCAUCAUCCAAUUAUACUUUUAUACCAGAAAAAUCAUCCAGUAUUCAAAUUAGUGUUCCUACAGAUAGAGUAGAAAGUGUUGAGAGUAUUGAUGCUCUAGAAGAAAAUAGUGAUGCAUCAUAUGAUAUUAGCAGGCAGUCUUUUGAAUCUGUGAGAGAGAUGCCUAUGAGUGAAACACAUGAAAUUAAACAAUGUACCAGGAUUUCUGUUUCACUUAAUAGUAAAGAAAAAGCAUGUAGUGAAAAUGAUUUAUUAUCUGUAAAUUAUAGAAUAGCUAAAAAGAAUGCAAAAGUGUUAGCAACAAAAUCCACUGGAAAUAUAUCAGAACUAGAGACAGGAAGUAACAAAAGUGCAUUUCGUGACACUGGUUAUUAUUCUUUUAAAUCUUCAGAAGAAAGUAUUUUAAGUCUUGAUGAUCUGCCUAACAGUCCAACAUCAUCCACUUCUCUCACAUUUUAUAGAUCACUCACAUCUACUGAAGCCAUUCCUGAAGUAGAUGAAGAAUCUUCCACUUCCAAAUCAAUGCCAUCUAUGUCAUUAAGUUCUGGUAAUAUUCCAAGAGAAGUUUGUAGCUCCUCAUCCAGUAAGUCCAGCACACUCCCACUAAGCAUUCGUGCAAAGCUUUACAUGCCUCCCGCAACUCGACCCCGACCUUUCACUUCAUCAUUCUUUUCAACAUCAGGAGUUCUUAGAAAAUUGACUGCACUUAGAGAUGAAAGUAGUCUAUCACAUAGACCAUCUCCACAUGGAAGAUUAAGAGCAAGGGGAAGAUCAUCAUCUGGUGGUAGUGAUGAUUGUAAGCAAGAAAAUGUCAACCUUCCUCAAAUAUCAGUCUGUGAUUAUGCAAAGAAUACAUCAAGGCAAAAUAAUGGUGCAAGUUCUGAUAAAGAUAGUAUUGGCAUUCAAGAUGAUGAUGUUGAUCAAGUAUUCAGCUAUCAUAGUAAGAGUCAACUUUCUCUGUCUUCAUUUGUGGCAAGAAGUGAGAGUAUGACUAGUGUAUACAGUGCAGCUGGAGGAGGGCGAUAUGGAACAGUAGUGGUCAGUGGAGAAGUUUUAUUUGGGUUGAAUUACAAUUAUAAGGCUUCGUGUCUAGAAGUACAUGUAAAAGAAUGCCGCAACAUAGCUGCUGUUGACACAAAGAAAAACAGAUCUGACCCCUAUACCAAAGUUUAUUUAUUGCCGGAUAGAACAAAGAGUGGUAAAAGAAAAACUAAGGUGAAGAAACAUACAUUAAAUCCAAAUUUUGAUGAAGUUUUAAAGUUUCCAAUGACAAUCAGUGAACUUGAAACACGCACAUUAUGGCUUUCUAUCUGGCACAGUGAUAUGUUUGGAAGAAAUGAUUUCUUAGGUGAAGUAAUGUUACCUCUAGGUUAUGAAGUUUUUGACAAUCCUGGUUUAAGAUGGUAUCCUCUUCAAGAGAGAUUGGAAUCAUUAGAUUCUCCAAUUAGUUAUAAAGGAGACUUAAACCUUGCUCUUAAAUAUGUUCCAUUUGAUGUUACCACACAAAAACCAAGCAAACGUUCUGGAAGGCCUGCGAAAGGAUCAUUACAUGUUCUGGUCAAAGAAGCAAGAAAUUUAAUGGCAGUUCGUUCUAAUGGAACAUCAGAUCCAUUUUGUAAAAGUUAUUUGCUACCAGAUAAAAGCAAAUCAGGAAAACAAAAAACCCAUGUGAUAAAGAAAACAUGCAAUCCAAAAUGGAAUCAUACUUUUGUAUACGAUGAUGUGUCUAUUGAAGAUCUUCAUGACAGAUGUCUAGAACUGACAAUUUGGGAUUAUGACAAAAUCACCAGUAAUGAUUUUCUUGGAGGAGUGAGGCUGAAUCUUGGAACAGGUAAAUAUGAAGGUCGAGAUGUUGAAUGGAUGGAUUCUCAAGGAGAAGAAAUAAUUGUUUGGCGUUCAGUAUUAGAGAAACCAAAUAUGUGGAUAGACUGUUCACUUCUAUUACGUUCUUCGAUGCAAUCUCGAAGAACAUUAUGAUUGUCAAUAUAAUAUAAAACAUUCCAUCUCAAUUAAAUCAUCAUUAAUUCUACCAGAUCUCUUUUACAAUUUUAAUGGAAAAUUAUAGACUAGAAGUCCUUUACAAAAAGUGAAGGAAAAAAAAUCAAAAGUCAUUUUCUCGUGUUAAUAUCAAAAUUCAUAUCUUUUACCUAGCAUAAUAUCAUUAUUUAAUUUUUUAAACAAUACAUAUUACAUUAAAGAAUAUUUUUUGUAUGCCAAGUAAGAUCAUGCCAUCUAAAAGAUUUUUUAGAUUUACUAUGGAAUCAUUUUGUUUUCACAUUGUGCUUAAAAUUUUGAUAAGCUUCAAAGAUAUCUAAUUUAAAGAUCAUGAAUAUUAAACAUUUCUAUAAUUUAAAGGUUUGCAAUUUUGCAUGAACAGUACAAAUAUUAUUAACUAAUUCUCAAAAUAAUUGAUACUUAAGGUAUCAAACAUGAUAAAAAAAAAAUACUUUAAAUCUUUUGAUCUCUAGCUCAUGCAUACUGUGUGUGUAUGUUCAGUAUUAUUUUUGAAGCAAUUUGGAAAGAAUGCCAUCCAAUAUUAAUCCUGAAAGAUAUUUUGCGAGAUGGAUACAAUUUUUUGCACUUGUAAACAGGAGUAAAUUGAUGCCAUUUCCCACCGGCCACAUUAAUUUGUAUGGGAAUAAAAUAAGUGACCAUAUCACUAGUUAGAUUGUGGUUAAAUGUUGUACAUACACACACAUUCUAUGCAUGUUGUUUAUGUUCCUAAGUAAAGAAUAAACACGUAACUUGUGUCGUUCUACAGUCUAAAGAUAACAUAUCACAAAAAUUUCAGUGGUGCCUUUUUACUGUAUGAUUCUGGAUAUUCUGUACAAAAGAUAACUAAAAUAAUAUCACAAGUAUUAAAAUUUUUUUAUUCUUUGUCUUCCAUUCCAAUCAUUAAUGCACCAAACUAUCAUUUGUGAUCGGACCAAAUCUCGCACGAUGGGAAUAAGAGAGAGAGAGAGAGAGAGACGUUCCUCCAGGUGGCCAAUGCGAUUUGGCGAUAAUUUUCUCAUUCUUUAUUGUAUGCCUUAUAUUAUACAUGUACUGUACAAUGUUUUGAAAAUAUAUUUACUUUUAUUCUAUGGAAAAUUGCUGCUGGUUAGCAAUUAAAAUAUUUAAUAUUCACAGGAA
Molecule: messenger RNA, 8723 nt
Organism: Centruroides sculpturatus (bark scorpion)
Lineage: Eukaryota; Metazoa; Arthropoda; Arachnida; Scorpiones; Buthidae
Exons: 14
Coding region: 441-7568 (2375 amino acids)
Biological process (GO): exocytosis; intracellular protein transport
Cellular component (GO): exocytic vesicle; plasma membrane
Molecular function (GO): small GTPase binding; neurexin family protein binding
Source: RefSeq, a predicted model, not a curated record